This is a messenger RNA of Cuscuta campestris, 1924 nucleotides long. Lineage: Eukaryota; Viridiplantae; Streptophyta; Magnoliopsida; Solanales; Convolvulaceae. The record is from the annotation of a GenBank genome assembly.
CUUAACCCGACCCGAAUUCCGACUGUAAUUGCCCCUAAAUUCUCGUUUCUUUCUCCGAAAUGGCCCCUUCCGCUGAUCCCGCAACUUGGGUCCAUGAAUCCUCCAUCAUCAAAGAGGACGAACUUCGAGAGAUCGCCGAAUUUCUGGGCAAAGGCUUCCGGAUCCACCAUCCUGAUGCUGUCGGGGGAAUCCGUUUAUCUCGUAAUCCGGACCCCCAAAAGUAUAUGGUCAUGCACUACCAUUCGGUGGGGAACGGGUUCAGAUUGCCCCUCCAUGUUUUUGAGAAGGUUGAGGCCAAAAUCGACAGGUGGGCCCGCCGCUACUUCGUCAUUGAAUUCCCGGCUCACAGCCCCCUAGAUCUGCCGAGUAUAGUACGCCACAGUUCUCUCUCCCGAACUCCGUUCGCCACCGCGGCCGAAGCGGAAAGAGCGUACAACGCCCUGAGAGAGGAAGGGGGACUGAUUUCACAUCAUUCCCUUCAGGACGCCAGCCGAAACUCCUCUAGGAACCAAGCCCAAGGUGAUGCCACUGCCCUGGCAAUUUGCAAACCAGCUGCCGCCCUGGAUGUUGUUCCCAUUUCUGCCAUUCCUGGGCUAAGGAAGCCUACACCAUCCCAAAAGAGGCCACAGGAAGGGGUAACUGAUAACGACUUCCUUCCCAAAAAGAGUAGGGGUGAUGGUACCCCUGCUUCACCCAGCCCUCUAACUGCUUCUUCUGGUACUCACAACGCCACCCAUGUUGCCGCAUCCGGAGGGCUGGAAUUACCCAACCCAGAUAGCUUGGAUCACGAGGCAAAUAAAUCCCCUGACCAAGCCCCGCUCCAAAGACCAACGGAGCGACCCCAGUCUUCGGUGGAGAACACCUCCCCGCCAAUUGCUGCUGCCUCCCAAGGUUUGAAGAAGGAGGUUGGGGGCAGAAGGAACCGGAAGCUUCCCCAGAGAUGGGGAAAGAGGUUGGAGGACAGCAGGAACCGGAGGAACAGCGUUCCGCCGCAGUACCCCCGACCUUCAAUCUCCCCAUCCGGUGCAAAUUCACGCCACAAACCUAUCCUGUCUUCAAGGAAGGCUGGACAAAUUUCUCUCGUGGCCCAACAAUCACUCCUCACUCUGACUGAGGAGUACCUGGGCGGAGCAUGGGGGAAUUAUCGGGCCAUGGUGGUCCUGAAGGACAAGGAAUUGGCCGCCAAGGCUAUACAACAGAAGGUUGAUUCCCUCGGGCAGCAAGUCCAGGCUCUACAAGAGGAGAAUGCCAGGCUCAAAGCAGACGCCUCAGCGGAACUGAUGGAUGAAAGGUCCAGGGUCAAGUCCUUGCAAGAGCAGAUAGCCACUUACCAAGGGAGUACCCACGACCUGGAAACACAGUUUGACAAACUCUGGGCACAAAUCUCCAGUCUGGAGUCGAAAGUCUCGACCUUGGAAGGCAAAGAGGGGAGUCUGAAAGCCGAACUGGUUGAAAGGGAAUCCCGGAUCUCUGAGUUGGAGAAUUCACUCCAGGGGGCCAAGCAAGAGGGUGCCCACUUUAGUGAGCUCAUGUUGAAACACAUGGGGUUGAAACGGGUUGCCCUCGAGAAGCUAAAGAAGGAGAGAAAGACCACCAAUGAGUUCCGGUCGAAGGUGGGAGAACUGGAGAAGACUAUGGCUUCCCAUCAAGAAGAGGUGGCCGCCCUAACUGCCCGUGCCAAGGCCCUCUACGAAGAAGGGAAAUUUGAUAUGCAAUUCUGCAUCUACAAGGCGAUCCGGAGUGGUCUCCCGGAUCAUCGGUCCUUGGAUGACUUCAUAUCCUAUUACGAUUUGCCUCUUCCUCUUCCUCCCCCAGACUCUCGUGCCAAUCCGGGGCCUUGAUUUUCUUUUUAUCCAACAGUUGUUGUAUUUUUACUUUGUAACAUUUUAUUUGUAGCAACUUGGUAACGCUUGUAGCAUUUUGU